AUGAUAAAGAUUAAUUGCAACUAACUCUUUUCAAACUUAGCUCUUCUUCUUUGUGAUAUAGGUCGGAUUGAUAGAGCAAUAAUAGAUUGUAAUUAAAUGAUAAGGAUUAAUAAAAAUGAUGGUAAUGCUUAUUUUAACUGUUGUAUUGAACAUUUUGAAAAAAGGGUUUUAUUUGAUCAGAUAGAUUAGAAAUAAAUAAGCCCUUAAUUAUAAUAAAAAAAUUGAAAUAAAUUCAAUCUAUUCUAGGGCUCUAAUAAAUAGAAGCGAGAUUUUGAUCAAAUGUUAGGUUUAUUAUUUUGGAGAAAGUAAAAAAAAACAAAAAAAGACUGUAUUUCUGGUUUAUAAAUAUGUCCAAGUAAUCCUCCUUAUCUCGCAAUAAUUGGAGAUUUGCAUUAUCAAGAUUUUUAAUAUUAAAAAGUGCAUUAUCAUUUCACUCAAGCUUUAAAAAUAUUGAAGGAAUGUAACUUGGAGAUCAAGUUAAACGGAAUUAAUAGAUAGAUACAUAUGUUUCAUAAAAUUAUAACUAUAAAUUUUAGAAGAAAUAGAGUGUGAUAUCAUAAAGGCAAAAAAGCAAAUAUCUCUUCUGCCUAAUUCAUCUGCAUAAGAUCAAAAUCAAGUGAAUGAAUAUUUCGAGAGAGUUGAGAGAAUAGAAAGAUCAGUUACUGUUAUAGUUUUGCCAAACAAUGAAACAUAGAGACCAGAAAUGCAAUAAAAUAUGAUCAAACAAUUCUAAAAUAUAUAAUAAUAACUAAAAGAAUUAUAAAAACAGUUUUAAAAAUAAAAUGAAGUUAUUAACAGGAUAUAGAAUUUAGAUAAUAUCUAAAUAGAAUUUAUGAUGGAGGAGUUGAAAAAACCUAAAAAUAAGCGUUAAUUCAUAUAUUAUAAAUCAUUAUUUAGAGAUUUUACUUCUAUAUGCAUGCUUUAGGAAAUUUCAAAAAAUUAAUUUUAAGUAAAUAAAGAUGCCUUUGUUGAAAGUACUUCAGAAAAAGGUCUUAAGUUUAAUCUAAAAUUCUUUGAAAGCUGGAUCCAAAAACUUAGAGCUAUUGCCAAUUAUUGGAGGAGCAUUUAAUAUUAUUAAUUCUGUAUUAGAUUAUGGAGUAGAAUAUCAAAAGGAAGCUAAGUUUAAAAGUAGGAUAAUUCUUUUGAUUAAUAUUAUGAAAAUAUUUGCAGCAACUCUUACUGAAUUAGAGAAGGAAAUAUAAUUUGCAGCAAUCAAAUUAAGUAAAUUUGAAGAGCCUGGAUUACGGGAAAUACAGAUAUCCAAAUUCAUAUAAUUUGUGGAAAAAUUAUCUUUAUUAGAAAAUUCUUCAGAAUAAUAUAGCAGAGAUCCUUAUUGGAAGAAAGGAACAGCAGAUUCUUUAAAACUUUAAAAAUAUUUAGAGGAGAAUAAUGAUAUGAUUAUUAUAGAAGAUUAGGAUAAAAAACUAAGGCAAAUAUUGAUUGAUGCUCUACUGAAAAAUUACAAUUCAAUUUCAAAUAAAAUGAAUAAAUCUGAAAAUAAGACUUCUAAGAAUAAGGAAGAUAAUAAUAAAUGCAACAUAUAAUGA
Molecule: messenger RNA, 1547 nt
Organism: Paramecium pentaurelia
Lineage: Eukaryota; Ciliophora; Oligohymenophorea; Peniculida; Parameciidae
Source: the annotation of a GenBank genome assembly